This is a messenger RNA of Orussus abietinus, 5126 nucleotides long. RefSeq names its product nuclear receptor corepressor 1. The record is from RefSeq and is a predicted model, not a curated record. Bases 63 to 2309 code for a protein of 748 amino acids. NCBI's taxonomy places the organism in Eukaryota, Metazoa, Arthropoda, Insecta, Hymenoptera, Orussidae. The transcript is spliced from 3 exons.
GCCACGAGGAGUCCACUUCCACCGAACAUUCUCUGGGAGCCCCGUCACUCCUUUAACUCACCAUGUGGCUACUCGUUCUCGCAGGCCUCCUGGCGGUCUCCGCCGGCAAAGAGGCCGAGAAGACGCAAGUGGCGUCUUCGGCAUCCUCUGCAUCGGCUGGAGCCGAUGACCUGGUGAUGCUGGAAAUCGAUGUCAAGGAGCCUGUCAAGAGAUCGCCGAUAUCGGCCAGUGCAGUGUACGGAGCAUCCCCGAGUCAGUACAUCAUUCGCCACGGCGAUGACGCCCAAGAGUUGUCGCCGGAGUACUUGACGCUCGUGUCUCAGUACACUCAGUCAGAGCCGCAGGCAUAUUCUGCGCCGAGAAACGCUGCGCCGCAGCGUCGGCCGCUCCCAGCAUACGCUAGGCAGCAGCAACAGCUUCAGCAAGCGUACCAAAAUCAGCGCGUCCCAGCUGUAUCUCCCCCCAGACCACGAGUUCAGCUUCACUCCGAUGCACUUGCACGAGCCGAAGCAGUAGCCGAAGUGCAGGCUCAGGCAGAUGCGCAGUCCCGUGCAGAAGCUUUGCAUUUGGCAAGACUACAGGCGAGUCCCUCGAACUCGGCCUCGUACCAAGUAUCGAGUGCCUAUUCGGAGCCAAAGCUGGGAACCUUUGAACAGGAGCUGCUGCAGCUGGUGUCGGCCAAUCAGGCUCAAGAGUUCAAGUUGGCAUCGUCGAAAAGGCCGCUGAAGGGAAACGGGUAUCCCCAGUACUCCCAGCAGGUGGUGGGCUACCCAGCGGAAUACGCAAAGCCUGCAGCUGCACCCGAGCAGUACCACAUAGAGACCACAGCUCCGCGUUACCAGCAACCGGUGUCGCCUUCUUAUCAGACCGUGGAGGAGCCAGUCAGGUUGCAGUACCACCAGCUGCAGGUGCAGGCACCGGAGUACCAGGUGAAGUCCAACAAGCCGUUCAGACCGUCUCCGCAGUACACGGAGCCCUCGGCGGACGAGGGUCACCUGAAGCUGCAGCAGGCGCAGGCUCGAGCAGAGGCCGACGCGAUUGCUCGAGCCCAGUCUCAGGCUGAGGCCCAGGCUCUGGCGUUCCAGAAAGUGGCCCAGGACUCGCACAACAAGCACCAGCAGGCGGCCUUCGAGCAGAUUCGCCUGGUGCAUGAACGUUACCAGCAACAGAGCGCCCUCGAGCAGAUCCAGGAAGGAGCGCAGGUGAGCGAGGCAGGACGCGCGCAUAUAGAAGAGCAGACCACCCCGCCGAAGGACCAUGAAGCUGCAUACAAGGCCCAAUUGAAGGCCCAGAAUCAGGCCGAAGUUGCUGCUGCGAGACGGGCGCAGGAAGCUGCGGAGUACAAGGCCCACGCGGACGCGAUUCUGAAGCUGCAGGCGCAGCAACAGCAGCACCUGAAGGCGCAGGAGGACGCGCACAACUAUGCCCUGAAUUUCGAGAGUAACCAGCUCCGGGCCCAGGCUCAGGCUCAGGCCAUCGCCCAGGCGCAGGCCGAGGCCCUCUACAAGGCCCACCAGCAGGCACGAGCUAAGGCUCAGGGGGAGGCUCAGGCUGCCGCUCGAGCCCAGGCUGAAGCUAGGAAACGGGACCCUGAUAAUACCCCUGUUGUGCAGUAUCUCCUGCCCAACAGCGUUCCUCUACCUUCCCCUAAUAGCUACUUCACCAGUGAUCAGGUGCAGAAGUACCAGUCCUCUGCUGGGUCCUCCUAUGUACCCCGCUCUGCUCCAAAAUCCGCCCCCGUAACUGCGGCCACGGAAGAGCAGGUUUACACUCAGGCUGCCAUUAAUCAGCCUCGCCAAGCCCAUAAGUUGAAGAUCCCCUCCUCGGGCCAGUCCUCCAUCUAUGUGUCUCAGUCUGGUCUGCUGAAGAAAUCUCCGGUCAAGUCGCUCACUAUCGAAGAGAUCAUCGAGCAGGAUCAGCUGAGCUCUCCGCAGGUUGUGCGACUUCCCAACAAGGGGCACCAGGUUCUCACUCAGGAGGAUUUAGCUGCUCUCAUUAAUGCCGGAUUCACCGUCACACCUGUCCCUGAGACCAACAAGCCCACUCAGCAACCCUAUGCCACUGAGAACUCUUCUGCUGGGUAUUACGCGAAGAAGCAGAGGAGUCCUGCUGCCAGGCCUGAUUAUGAGAACUAUGAUCAGAUUUCUGCCAUCCCUCGACAGAGACGCCCUGUUAGGAAGAACCCUUCUAUCCUGAAACAGGAGGAGGCCCAUGCCAGUGAGAAGGUCACCUACUUGGUUCCACUUGAACCUGCCUAUGGUACUAGACAAACUCCCCAGAAAAGAUCCCUAGGAGAGGCCGAGGAAUAGGCCUCGCUUGGUUUCGGAGCACCUUCGAAUGGCCUUGCUGGUUAAAUUAGUAAUUGGAAAUUUACUCAUUGCUGAUCUUGGUCCUUUAGAUCGUCGGGAGGGUCCUAGGGAUCCUCGGAUAGGUGUGUUCUAAAAUCUGUUCCCGCAUGAAAUGGAAAAACAGAGGAUCGAAGGGGUGAUAUCUUGCCUCACUUGUCAGCUGAUCUUAACGUCACGCGAUGCUUAAUAACUCGAAUUGAUUUUGCGGUGAACAGAUUUUCGGAUCUCAUCCAAUCAUCUUGAAGAGGCGCUUCGUGUCCCGAUCAGACAUGUUCGCGAGGAUAAUUUCUCAGCUGCGUUUUCCCAUUACUUUCUUUAUACCGGUCCAGAUCCCCAGAUUUUCCCACGUUGCAUCCCAAACGCAGGCUCGAGGUGCAUCGGAUGUCCCGAGUUGCACUUUCGUAGCUAAUCGCGAGAUAUUAAAGUCCCGGGUCAGGAAAAUGCUAGUUUGCGUUCUGCGGAAGUCGCGGUAAAUAAUUUAAUUACGUUUCACAGAUUCGUCGAAAUUUGUUCCAAGUCCCUCCCGGGAUCAUUCAUAAUAAUUCGUCACGAUUAAAUGGAAUAAUUGUUCCGAGCGCACUCGCAGAACGCAAACAUGGCCGUUCCCAUUCCCAGCAUUGCACGUAAGCUACUUUUUUUUUUAUACUACCAUAAUUACCAUUACUAUUUACAGCGAGAGCGGUACGCCCAUACCCAGCGACGUUGCCAUCACGAGUUGUUCCCCAUAAGCACUAGAUCUACGAUUCCUUCAUGUCCUGUUUGUAAUUCGAUUACUAUGUUUUUUUUAUACGGUGUGUCUAUCAGUGCCUAGUGGCUGCGAUGAGAUAUAUACGAGGGCUCCCAUUGGCGUUCAGGUGUUCGUGCCAUUCUUGGACGACCCCGAAGGUGCCGAGAGAGAGAGGGACGAGAGUACUUUUCUUUCUCUUAAUUUAUGAUCGUUUUGUAAAUACUAGACUUUUAUCUAAUAAAACUGUUGAAAAAUUUCCACCCCUCGUCGUAGCCUUCCUUGCGGCCCCUCCUAGAGAAGAAUCCCUCAGCAGAAAUUGAUAGCCUUCGGUUUAUUAAUUUUUUUUUUUAACCUCAGGACGUGCAUUUCACUUUCAAUAUUUAUUUAUACAUUUAAAUCGGUGGAAAGUUCUCUCGUGAUUUUUAUACACUUUGUGGCGAUGUUUCCCUUCUCGGCAGAAAAUCUUUGCGUGCCUCGAUCUCAUACGCAUACCUCGGGCCGUACGUGAAAAAUAUUUCCCGUAAUGAGGGGUCUUCGGAAAUUGCCGGCCACGGACGUCGUUAUUCAGAAAAGCGUCACGCACGAGUCACGGCCCAUCGGAGUCUGUGCACACCGAUUUAACGAUCCAUUAUAUGCCGUAACGCGGAUCGUCGUGAAAAAGCCCGAACAGCCAGGCCUCUUAACCUCGGCCGUUAAUGCACUCUCCUUUAUUCUAUCGAGCCCCAAGAGGGUAUUACGAGAGUCUCUUAACCUAGGAAUUAAAAGUCGAGCGGUCGACUUUCUCCAAUUAGGCGUUUUUAAACAGCAGGCAAUCGAUUCCGGCUUCGACUCUAGUCUCCGCGUGAAGUUUCGAGACAUCUAACAGCAUCAGAGCUGAAAUAAUAAAAAAAAUGUGACCAUUCAUUUUUAAGCUGGAAAUUCCGAAAUUUUAUGAUUUUAUUCCCAUCAUUGAGAAUCAUACAGAAACCUGAAACCAUAAAAAAAAAAUGUAACAAUUCAAUUUUAAGCUGGAAAUUCCCGAGAGUGGCUUUAUGAUUUUAUGCUCAUCAAUUUAAUUAUGAGGACUUGAGGCUGAAAUGAUAAUCAAAAAUGAAAUCACUGGUUUCAGUCUGAAAAUCCACUAGGAUUACGAUUUAAUUUGCCUCAACGAUACCAUACUCUAAUUCGAGGCACCGAGUGCAUCGAUGCAUCCGUGGUGCAUCUCUUCGCCAUCCGCGAGGCUCGAGACCGAAUGAGCCCCGUAAUGAACGCCUGCAUCGGGAAAAAAAGACCCCUGGUGCAUUUAUAACCGGAAAGGUGCAAACGUAUAUUUACGAGCAAUUGCAGCGUCAGUCGAGUCGAUUUAUCUCCCCGGGUGCAGAUUUUAUGGUGACAAAAGCCUGCAGGGGAAAUUACUUUUAAUUACACAUGCAAGCGCGAUCGCACUCGAGGCAUCGAAACUGCACUCGCGGUGCAUCGGGUAUUGCGGAGACCCCAGAAUAAUUGCACGCAAUAUGACUCGGUGUAACAAAAUGUGUCAGGUGAAACACACAAAGAAAUGUCACUUGUCAAAGAGUGCAGAUAUUCGAUCGUUGCAGAAAUGCAUCUCGAAGCAAACAUCGAUCCAGAAACCGCAGAACAAGAUGAUCGAUAUUGGCCACUCUUGUGGAAGAUGUUACAACACCCCACGUAUCGUUAAACACAGCGGGUAUUGCAUAAUUUACAGUCCGUCGGUGUACUUCACCGUGAAUAGUAAAUUGUUGGGUAAUUAGCAUAAAUUAUGGAAGGCAUUACCGCUGCACCCGGGGAUCAUAACUGCAGCUGUAAUGCCAUCGUCGCGUCGAAUUAAGCGUAAUGUUUAUACAAAAUGUUUAAGGGCCACUUAGCUACGGUAAUGACUAAUUUCCUACAUUUUCUUUACACGAUCUCGAAUCCUCGAAUUUAAUGCCGCAGGAAUAUCGAGUAACGUCUGGGAUUUAAUUCAGAAGAAACGUCUGCGGGCAAGAAAAAUUUACGCCGCCACGUAAACGUCCAGUUGUGGUCUUAAGAACCCUCAGAAAAUGACGUUACAC